AUGCGAUGUAUAAACAAACGCGAUGGUGAUUUUAAUAAUACGGGAUUUUUGAGUUUGUUUCAUUCUCUAGUCUUUAUAGUGUUAAUUUCGUAGAAUGGCGCAGCUUAAACACGACUCUCUUAUCGUUCUACGACGUCCAAAGGUGUGUCGAGUUUGUCGUGCCCCAGACAAUGAUGAUCUAAUUUCUGUACAGUUGAUACAAGAAAACGUCUCCAUAUCAAGGAUGAUUGAGGAUUUGUCAGGAAUACAGGUGGUAGCGGACAAGAAUUUGCCACAAAAUGUUUGUCUGGCGUGUUUGGAUCGAGUGCGAAACGCGUAUCAGCUGCGGUUGCAAUGUAUUCAUUCAGACCAACGGUUGCGAGAUGAGUUCUACGGCAGUGUUGUCGACGCCAAGGAAGAUUCAGAAGGCACGGUAAAGUUGGAAAUCGAAGCUUUGGACCUAGGAUUACUGGAAUAUGAAGAGAUUGAUGAACAAGACUUCACACAAGCACAACACAUUGAACUGUUGGAAAAAAGAGAUUUGCUGCAAUAUUUGAACGAGUCAAAUUGCCAAUCUCAUGAAGAACGAAAUGUUUCUGACGAAGAAUUAAUUGCUAUAUUAGCCCCAGAAGAGAGCGAAUACGAAAAACGACCUAGUUAUAUGUAUUUGAAACAUUAUGAUGAAACAGAAUAUGAAGUCGUGCAGCAGAAUGAAUACUAUGAAUGUAUUAAAUUUAUCGUUUUUCAAUGUUGCGGCUGCCCAGAACGGUUUCCAGGAAAUAGUGAUCUGCUGGCGCAUGGUCAAUUGGUUCAUAGGAGGAAACAAAACAUCACAACUGAUGAGUUUUAUGGCUGCCCCAUAUGUUUCCGCCAGUUCACCAAACAGAAUGAUUUGUUAUCACAUAGGCGUCAGAACGACGGUGAUCGCUACCAUUGCCAAGAGUGUGACCUACUGCUAGAUAGUCAAAAGCGCAUGAUUGAUCAUUUGGAGCAUAAUCAUUCGAUACCUCUUAGCACCAAGGAGUCCUACAUUGAAAAUAGUGAUCAGGAGGAAGAAUUUGUUCCUCUUUUGACCUUGGCUUCGUUUGACAAUAGACAAUAUAAAUUGAUACCAACAGAUCAGGGCUAUGAUCUAGUGGAAUUUACUUGGUUCCUCUGCUGUGGAUGUAAAAAACUGUACGAAACAAAGCAAGAACUCGAAAAGCAUUCGAAAGACACCCAUGCUGCUGAGCGAAAUGAACUGGACGAAGACUUUCCGUUCGAGUGUUGUUUUUGCUAUCAGCGUUUUAGCGAAAAGGCCACCUUAGAGUGUCAUCAGGAUAUUGCCAAUCAACGAAGAAUAGCAUGUCGGAUGUGUAAGGCAUUGUUCGAGGAUAAGAGCACGCAUCGAAAACAUUUGAUCGAUUACCACGGAUUGACAGUUCCGGUCAGACGAAACGACAGCGAAGCUGUGCCAGAAGAACUGGAAAUGGAAUGUGAAGGUAAUGUAAUGAUGGAUAUUAAAAAGGAAAUGGAAUUAAAAGUUCUCGAAAGCUUAAGUGAAGAAGAAAGUAUGCAGGAAGUGGAGUUUAUUGAAGAUUUCUCCGAAAGCGAUGAUAUGGAUUCGGAAGAGGAUUAUUUAGAAGUCUCCAGCAGCGUCCAAUUGAAAGCUAGGAAUGUCAAUAAAUAUUUACCAACCAGGCAACGGAAGGAGAUGGGUCUGGUGCCAGGGAACGCACUUCGUGUUAUCGAAGAACUAGAUGGAUAUAACAUUGUUGAGAUAUUGAAACAACGUUGCUGCCGAUGCUUAGAGUUUUUCGAUUCACUAGAUGAGCUGAAUGAGCACACCAAAGAGCAUAUGGUACAGUCGAUAGCAGAAAACCAAGCUUCCGCUAAACCAAUCAAAUACCAGUGUGAGUUCUGCUUAAAAUCAUUCGAUAUCGCUAUGGUAUACGUGUUACACAAGAGGAUCCGAGAACAAAAGCAAUUUUAUCAAUGCCGAUUGUGUGAGUUUGUACUCGAUUCCGAAUCGCGACUGAAAAAUCACAUGAUGCACAACGAGAAACAUGCAAAAUUUUUCAACUUAACUCGGGAAGACGUCAGUGACCGAUACACUUCCGUACAGUUACCUGGUGCCCGUUGUUGUGGGUGCGGUCAAUACUUCGAUAAUGAAUCGGCACUAGCGGAGCAUUCCCGAACGGUCCACCCAAGGGAUCGUAAAAAAGUUAACCAAAAACGAACACAUGCCUGUGCGGUGUGUGACAAACGUUGCAACAAUCAGGCCGCAGUUGAUGCUCAUCAGAAAAAGAAUGGCAGUACGGUUCAGUACUACUGCAAAUUGUGUGACUUCGAAACGCCCAGUAAAGCGAGAAUGUUGAAACAUUUGUACAGUUCGAUUCACAACCAAGCAAUGCCAUCGAUUGAGGUGAAAAAUGUAGAGGUUGGCGUCCGCAAGGCAGGGACGCUUCGUUACUGUUGCUUCGACGGUUGCCACAUUCCUUUUCACGAUUUUAACAAGUUGCAGGAACACGUCAAUUCAGUACAUCAAACUGAGAAAGAAGCAAACGUUGCCACAAUCGACAUCCAUCAUAACAGCAAAUCGCAGUGCGACUGUUGUUUCCGAAUAUUUCAAAGUGUAACAUUGCUGAGACAACAUCAGUUAUUCACUCAGCGCAAGUCGAAAAGCUACGUGUGUUCAAUAUGUGGAGUAGCUAAAAAAAACAAAACAGCGCUCACUGUUCACGAGAUGAUGCACACCGGCGAAAAGCCUUAUGCCUGUACAGUAUGUGACAAGAGAUUCAGUUCGCCCACAAUUCUGACCUCUCACAUGAAAUGUCAUGUCCCGAAACAGUACCAAUGUCCCGAGUGCGGUGACAAAUUCGCCCGUGGGGAGAAUCUCAAGCGCCACAUUCGCUAUCGACAUUCGGAGGCCACGUACUGCUGUACAUACUGUCCCCGUAAACUGAAAACGCAUGAGGCGAAAGCGCUUCACGAAAGGUCUCACACGGGCGAGAAACCAUUUACGUGCCGUACGGAGGGUUGCGAUAAACGGUACGCCAGUAUCACCGACCGUAGGCGUCAUGAAAUGGCCAGCCACACCGGCGAGCGACCUCAUAAGUGUUCCUACUGUUUGGCGUCGUUCGUACGGAAGCGCCAGCUGACCCUUCACGAACGGAAGCACACCGGGGAACGACCUUUUGUUUGUAACAGCUGCGGAAAAGCGUUCAUAGAUGCGCCACUUUUGAAAAAGCAUACCUGCUAAGUGAAUCUGUUGAUGUUAUCAGGCAUAGCAACAAUUCUUGUCCAUAUAUUAAAUGUAUAUACGUCAAGGAUUUUAUUACGCUUCACAGUCAUUUACGUCUGUGGUUUUCUCAUAGAUAAUAAAGUAACCUUUAAUUUUUUGAAACAAAUUAAUAUUACUGUUUGUCGCCAUUGAUCGAGUCGCCUUUUUCGUUGUGGUCCUCUUCUUAUGCCCACCGAAUCAGACUCAGGGGAACUUCCCACAAGUGAGGCUAUCCUUGUGGCUAGGCUUGAGGUCCAGGAACCAAGUAUAUAUAAGAUGGAACCAAGUAUAUAUAAGAUGGAACCAAGUGUGAAAAGUUUGUUUCAAUAAUAAAUUGCAAAA
Malaya genurostris is the source of this 3583-nucleotide messenger RNA. RefSeq names its product zinc finger protein 28-like. The transcript is spliced from 3 exons. The record is from RefSeq and is a predicted model, not a curated record. Gene Ontology annotation, biological process: regulation of transcription by RNA polymerase II. NCBI's taxonomy places the organism in Eukaryota, Metazoa, Arthropoda, Insecta, Diptera, Culicidae. Gene Ontology annotation, cellular component: nucleus. Gene Ontology annotation, molecular function: zinc ion binding; RNA polymerase II transcription regulatory region sequence-specific DNA binding; DNA-binding transcription factor activity, RNA polymerase II-specific. The coding region runs from base 95 to 3220 and encodes 1041 amino acids.